Musa acuminata AAA Group (dessert banana) is the source of this 2098-nucleotide messenger RNA. Its product is annotated as putative E3 ubiquitin-protein ligase RING1a. The record is from RefSeq and is a predicted model, not a curated record. Lineage: Eukaryota; Viridiplantae; Streptophyta; Magnoliopsida; Zingiberales; Musaceae. The transcript has 10 exons. The coding region runs from base 273 to 1733 and encodes 486 amino acids.
AAGGGGAUCGAUGAGUCGGGUCGGUCGGACCAGGAACAAAGCAAACGAUGCCUUCCUCUCUCUCCCCCUCUCCCUUUUCUCCUCCGUCCCCGGGAUUCAAAGGAGGAAAAGAGAGGAAACCACAGCUCCACAGAUAGGAGGACGACCGCCCUCUCUCUCUCUGUCUCAGUCUCUUCCACAUCAGUCCUAUCUUUGUUCUCCAGAACAAAGCCAAGGAGGAUAGAAGAGAGAGAGAAAAAAAAAAAAAAGAGUAACAGAAAGGGAAGGACCAAAUGCCUGCCCAAAAGCGCCCGCUUACUCCUCCGCCCUUGGACGACCAACUCCCCGCCCCCGACGAGCCCCCUCCUUCGCCUCUUCCUCCUCCGCCGCUCUCCACUCAGCAGCAGCAGCAGCAGAAGCAGGAGCCGGACAAAGAGGAUGCUGGCGGCGGCGAAGCGGACGAGGGUAAGGCGCCGGCGGAGACUCCUCUAGCACAGGACGAUUCUGAUGGCGGAAGCGGUGGCGGUCAAUCGUCGAACGAGGACGACGACGAGGCCGAGAAACCGGAAUUUAUCCUAGUGAAACUAGCCGACAUUCGAAAAGAAGUGCAGUGCCCUAUCUGCUUAGGGAUAAUACGUAAGACAAGGACAGUAAUGGAAUGCCUGCAUCGCUUUUGUAGGGAAUGUAUUGACAAAUCAAUGAGACUUGGAAACAAUGAAUGUCCUGCAUGCCGCACCCAUUGUGCAAGUCGGCGUUCUUUGAGAGAUGAUCCCAACUAUGAUGCCCUUAUAGCAACCUUAUAUCCGGAUAUUGAUAAGUAUGAAGAAGAGGAACUGGCUUUUCAUGAAGAGGAGAAAUCCCGCAAUAAGAAGAUCCAAGCAUACAUAACUGAGACAUUUCGACGACAAUCAGAAGCACUUGGUAGGAGGAGGUCCACAGCUAAAGCUGCUGCAGUAUUCGGAAGAAAACCACAAGGAAGUUACCGAAAUCAUCUGCGUGGAAGAGGCAGAAGUAUUGGUGGUGAAACUGCAGCUGCAGGCUCUGAUGAGGAAGAAGAAGAAGCAAAUGGUAAUGAUGUCACCAAAGAUACCUCGUCUGCAGAUGAGCCCUCUCCUGAACAAAGGCCGAAGAGAUGCAAGAGAUGGGGGGCUCCUCGAUCUUCACCAGCUAGAACAGCAGGCAGUGGUGAUGUUGGCUCCGAGGAAAACGACGAUUUUGAAGUCAACAGAGAGCCCCUUGGGACAUCGCCUUUGCGAGCAGGAAACAGAGAGAUGCUUGCAUGGGGUAAGAAUGGUACACGUAGUCAAACUAGACAUAGCAGUACUAGUGGUUUAAAUGGUAGAUUGGUCAAGGGUGGGCGCUUGGCCAAAUUGGUGGACUGCCUGCGCAAUUUAGAUGAAGCUGAUGAUGAGUUUGAUGUGCAUCUGACCCUGGUUCCUUUGGAUGAUGAAAAUAUGCCAAAUUUGGAACAGCCAUAUCUUUGCUGCCGGCCAACCCUGUCAAUUAGACAUCUUUGCCAAUUUAUCGCUCUUCAGACAUCUGUCCAAGCUGAAGAAGUUGAGAUGUAUGCGAGGAAACCUCAAUGCCGAAAUUUAGCAGUUGGGGCUUCCAACUCAAUGGACGAGGCGUCGACUGAUCCUUCCAUAGGCCUCCAGAUGUUGGAGGGACAAGAAUCUCUAGCAGCGAUUUGUGCUUCUUUCACGAGUGACCAAGGGGAGAUGGUGUUGGUUUACCGUCGGAAGAUUCAGGGCUAGAUAAAUGCUUAGCAUCCACUUUUCACAUUAGGAUUCAACAGAAACCGGGAACCUGUGCUUCCUAGUGUAAUAGAAAAUGCAUGUAACGGCAAUAUGCACUUUGAAGAUUUCCGAACAACUGAUGCUCCAGAGAUGAUUUCAUGGGCGAGUGGAUACCAGAGAGCAACAUGAGUGGACAUGUGAGAGGAGUUGAUUGGAGAAUGAGAUUGCUUUCGCUCUGACAUCAUUCAGUGAUGAAAUUAAGUUUCAUGAUCUUUAGUUAGGAUCCACAGAUAUGUAGACUCAUGUUAUUUUAUUUCUUGCAGUUUGCUGUUGUCUGUGACUUGUUCACUUGAAUCGAUCGUCUCUUUCAUCUGAUUGUUAUA